This is a messenger RNA of Toxorhynchites rutilus septentrionalis, 968 nucleotides long. Its product is annotated as lipopolysaccharide-induced tumor necrosis factor-alpha factor-like. The record is from RefSeq and is a predicted model, not a curated record. The transcript is spliced from 3 exons. Gene Ontology annotation, molecular function: zinc ion binding. Bases 71 to 409 code for a protein of 112 amino acids. Lineage: Eukaryota; Metazoa; Arthropoda; Insecta; Diptera; Culicidae.
AUCGAUUGGAGACCAUUGGUUUCAGUUCCAGUUGUACAUUUGAACGCAUAGGCAGUUUGGGAGCAGUAUCAUGGCGUCGGAAAAGGCUAAUCCACCUCCGCCCGCUUACGAUCAGGUUGACCACACAGUCUCAUCCGCAUAUCCGCACCCACAAACCUCAACAACGGUGAUUGUCACCGGUCCCAGCGUCGGUCCGGAUCCGACCACAAUUGUGUGCCCCUCCUGUCGGGCAACCGUCGUCACCAGGCUGGAUUACGAAACCACGACCCGGACACAUCUUUGCGCGGCACUCCUGUGUCUGUUCAUCUGCUGGCCCUGCGUCUGUGUGCCCUAUCUGACGACAACCUGCCGCGAUGCCAACCACUACUGUCCGAACUGCAGCGCCUUCAUCGGCACAUACCGAAAGUAAAAGCUCACAGGGAGCUUUCAACGCUCUCCACGAAAGCGUUACCGUUGUUCACGCUGUUAUCGUUGGCAUAACGUAUCACAGCGGGUCGAUGCGUUAUGUGCGGUGGUAAUUUUAUUACAUUACUUUCCAAGUGUGAAUUAGAUCGCAGUUGACCACCAUUCGAAAAGUUGUUUAUGCUUAGACCGCCUGCUGAUACAACAGCAGCAGCGAGAAACGAUCUCUCAAAUGGAUUGGUUUGGUGUGCGUGUGGGUGAUGGAGGGAGGGGAAGUGUUUCAUCUGGUUGGCGACCGUGAGCAUAAAUUAAUUUCAGCUUAUUUACUGGUAGAGUGCGAAUGUCGUGGAAAAUGAUUUGUUUGCGUGUAGACGGUUUAGGAGAUAGGAUUGUUCCGAGUUAUGAAACCAGGCAGAUUUUUAAGAGAAUUAAUUACACUGUUCGAGUGCAUUAUUGUCAAUAAAAUAAUUAUAUUCCAGAAAGAGAGAUGGAAGAAAAAUUAUGAUAAUUUUGAUUAAAAAAUACAUGGGUAAAACUAAAUAUACAAAUGGGAAUGAAACAAAUAA